Polypterus senegalus (gray bichir) is the source of this 3049-nucleotide messenger RNA. It is a transcript of the gene tmem38b, whose product is annotated as transmembrane protein 38B. The coding region runs from base 201 to 1181 and encodes 326 amino acids. Gene Ontology annotation, molecular function: identical protein binding; potassium channel activity. The record is from RefSeq and is a predicted model, not a curated record. NCBI's taxonomy places the organism in Eukaryota, Metazoa, Chordata, Cladistia, Polypteriformes, Polypteridae. Gene Ontology annotation, biological process: potassium ion transmembrane transport. The transcript is spliced from 6 exons. Gene Ontology annotation, cellular component: membrane.
GACAAACUUACUUGGAGGACGGAGGGGGACGAGCGUCACGUCACCAGCACAUUUGUAAGGGCUUGUCAGUGAGACCCGCAGCUGUCCGGCUGGCUGCCACUUGAUACUUUUGCGGCUUGCUGUAAUUUGGCUUGGCCCAGCUGGUGUGAAGUGGUACUUUGACAUUUAAUCCUACUACCUGGAUCCAGAGCCGGCUGAGGAUGGAGCUGCUUUCGGCGAUGCACCUGGACGAGCUUUCUUUGCGUUUCUCGCAGAUUAACAUGUACCCGCUGUUUGAUAUCGCUCACUAUAUCAUAUCUGUUCUAGCGCUGAAAGAGCAAGCAGGAACUGCUGAUGUGGCUCAGCGCAGUCCCCUUGCUUGCUGGUUUAGUGCUAUGAUUUACUGCUUUGGUGGCGCCAUGCUGUCGAGUCUUCUCUUGGCUGAGCCACUAAUAGCACCUCUUUCCAACAAUACCAAUAUAUUUCUUGCAUCAUUCAUCUGGUAUAUUGUGUUCUACUGCCCUGGAGAUCUCGCUUACAAAUGCUUUACAUUUCUGCCAUUGCGUCUUGUCCUAGCCAGUAUGAAAGAGGUGACAAGGACAUGGAAAGUGGUUGGCGGGGUGACACAAGGUCAGAAAUAUUAUAAAGAUGGAUGGCUGGCAAUUAUUGCUGUUGGAUGGUCCAGAGGUGCUGGAGGUGGGCUGAUGGCUAACUUUGAGCAACUCGUGAGAGGAAUUUGGAAACCUGAAACCAACGAGUUGCUAAAAAUGACUUAUGCCACCAAAGUGACCUUGAUUGGAUCCGUGCUUUUCACUUUUCAGCAACGAGGAAGCCUCCCACUUGCCAAGCAUCAUUUCAUGUUGAUUUAUUCUGUGUGUCUCGUUGUUUUAAAGGUCAGAAUGAUGAUUGGUGGUCCCAGCAUGUCUCCAUUUGCUGCAUUUGAGACACUUUUAUUCUCCUCAUUAUUUGGAUGGCAGAAGCAGUCAAGCGAGAAAGGAACCUCAGUUUUGACUGCUGGGAAAAUGUCUCCCACAAGUUCUAGCGCAGCUUCAGCUAAUGAUGUCAAAGAAUCCGAGGAGAGAUGUUCUGAUCCAGCAUUGCCAGACACGAACGCCAACAUUCUUGAAACUGAAAGAAAGAAGUCCUCCAUCUCCGAAGAGGAGGAUAAAAACGACAAUAUAGUAAGCAAGAAAAAAGACUGAAAUUUGCAGAGUUUCGUUUUAAGUUUUCAGUCAGAGAUUAUAUUGAAUGUUUCUAAAUAUUCUAAAAAUAUUCUAUUUUCUUAUGGUGAGUGGUUUCGUUUAGAUUAUAUCAGAGGACUUUCUUGGAAUUGCAGCCUAUUUAAAACAGUUCCUUUUUGAAGUUGUAUGAAGAUUUUUAUUAACACCGGUGUAAUUAUUUAUAAAUAAUUUUCAAACACUAUUUUUAAAGUUUGCACUGAUUAAAAGAUAAUAAAAUAGAUAACAAAAUAUGUGUAGGUUUAGUCGUAUUUGUAUGAUAAUCUAUGGAAAAACCUCUUACAAUCGUAAUGUCAUAAACAUGAGAAAUGACCACCAGUGGAAAAGCGGGGCUUCCCUUUGGUUAGAGUGAGGUUAGAAAUGGUGGAGGGGGCAUCGUGCAUCACUGUGGCCAGAGGGGAGGCAGCCCCCCGCCAUGUGCUUGUGACCCAGCAUCAGCCACGCCAUCCACAAUCUUACGGUAAGCAUACAUGAAAGUUCUACACGCGGUCGCUACAGCUCUGUGAUGUCACGCUGACCUUACAAAGCAUCAUGGGGCUCUGGAAAAAAAAGAAUGUUUCACGAAGUUGGCAGCAUAUUUUCCAGAAAAAUAUUCAGCGAACAAGGUUACGCCAGUGAACAUGGCAUAUUUGCAGUAAAAACAACACUAUCCACACUAGUAGCUACGUUAUAUGACCAAAGCUUUGUGGACACCUCACCAUCACACCUAAAUUAGGAGAUUGUAGGACAUCCUGUUCUUCCACAACCCACAGGUAUUACUAUGGAGUCGGUCCCCAUUUGUGGCUCUAACAUCCCCUACUCUUUUUGGAAUGUGUGUGUGGGAAUUUGUGCCCAUUUGGCCAAAAGCGAGCAUUUGGUGAGGUCGGUUGGGAUGAGAAGAGAUGAAUCAAUUCAUCCAAAAUGUGUUCAACAAUCGAUGAGGUGCAGACCACUUUAGUUCCUCCGUUCUUUACGCAAAGAACCCUACACACAUGGAGUAAAUUACUAAGUAGUGUGGUGCAGAGUAGAACUUGUAAGGACCUUCAGAUCUCAACUUGAUGGUAUUUUGGACAAUCUUGUUGGGCUGAAUGGCGAGAGGUUUCACUUUUGGAUUUUCAAUAAUUUUUGCCAACCUUUCUGAAAACACGCUUACACUUUGAAAUUAUGGGUUAUUGAGUGUAAAUUGGUGGUCAAAAACAGUCAAUUUAUCCAUUUAGAAUUUAAUCUCCGUAAAGUGUGCAGAAAGUGAAAGGGGUCUGAAGACUUUCUGAAUCUGCUUUGUAUAUCGUGUGCAACAAAUUUAAAUUGUUUUAUACUGUUGCAUUGGAUUGGUUCAGAAAUGUGACACCACCCUCUACUUUGAGGUCCACCUUCAUGAGACGCUGGAUUGGUUUAGGAAGGUGACACCGCCCCCUACUUUGAGCGCCAUCUUCAUGAGGCAUUAGAUUGGUUUAGAAAGGUGACACUGCUCCCUACUAUGAACUCUCACUUCAUGAGGAAUUGGAUUGGUUUAGAAAUGUGAAACCGCCCCCUACUUUGAGGUCCGCCUUCAUGACGCGCUGGAUUGGUUUAGGAAGGUGACACCACCCCUUACUUUGAGCACUGCCUUUAUAAGUCAUUGGAUUGGUUGAAAAUGUCACACCACCCCCUACUUUGAGCUCCAUCUUCAUGAGACAUUGGAUUGGUUGGGAGCCUUCUAAUGGUUUCCAUCCAGUUUUAAGCACAAUUCACUCCCGCUUGUCUCCAAGUGUAUCCUUUACACGUCUGGCUUCAGAGAGGCUAGCUUACCCCUGAAAACUGCUGUCCUGUCAGAUUCACUGUAUUCUAGUAAAAAAAAAAAAAAAAUAGAGGAG